Molecule: messenger RNA, 3126 nt
Organism: Cotesia congregata
Lineage: Eukaryota; Metazoa; Arthropoda; Insecta; Hymenoptera; Braconidae
Source: the annotation of a GenBank genome assembly
AUGGUUCACAUACCCAAGGCUUAUAAUUACGACUUUUGGGUUAAAACCCCAUCAGACGAUGUUGAGUUGACAUGCCUUAUGCCUAAUGGUGUUAUAAUACCAUUAGAAGUCAAUCGCAAUACCACUUUUGGUGAAAUUAAAGAGGAUUUAUGGGAAGAAGCAAGUAAAUAUCCACUCCAUGGUACACUAAAAGACGCACCAUCUUAUGUAUUUUCAUGCAUAAACACAAACGCCGAAGCCGAAGAAAUAAGAGACGAAAGUCGACUGUGUGAUGUCAAACCAUUCUGUUCUGUAUUAAAAGUCAUCGAGAGAGAAUGCGUAAAAAGCGACAGAAAUUUGGAUUCACAAAUAGGUUCAUUGAUCGGCAAAGGUUUGCACGAGUUUGCUUCAUUGAAAAACUCCGAAGUUAAUGACUUCAGAUGGAAACUCAGACUUCUCGGGGAUGAAUAUGCACAAGCGAGACGUAAUAAACAGUGGGAGGAAAAAGUUCGGUAUCAGUUUCGACCCAGACUGGCACAAACGCCAGACAUACCCAAAAAUAUUGAAUCUCGACUUAAAGAUGGCAAUAUGGUUGUAGUUACCAAAUUUGAAAAUACCGAGACGACAUACACCUUCCAAAUAUCUCACGAUACAACACCAUAUCAAUUAAUAGUUUUAAUAUUAAACAAACGUGCAAACACACUGAUGUCAAAGGGUGAAAAGCCGAAUGAUUUUACACUGAAGAUAUGCGGCCAAGAAGAAUAUUUAAUUGGCGAGCAUCCAUUAAUUCAAUACACAUACAUUCAAGAUUGUAUAUCUAAGGAUGUGUCACCAACAUUGAUAACAGUAAGCAUUCGCAAUGUUAUGAUCGACAACGAUUACUCGUUAGAAAAUCCAGAACUGGAUUCACUUAAGCGAUCACGGCCAACUUUUUCAACUUUAACGUUGCGGAAAAAAGGCAAACAUAUAUCCGCGCUUAAACUUGAUAAUUAUUUCGAGUUUACAGUCAAUGGAAUUUCACGAUUAAACUGUGACGCUGCUCAUCGAACUGUCGAGGUCGGAGUACAAGCUGGUUUAUUUCACGGUGGUAAAUCACUCUGCGAGAGUCGAAAAACCAAAGAAAUGACCGUUUCAGCAGACGGUAGUUGUACCUGGGAUGAAACACUUAAAUUUGAUCUUCGUGUUAAAGACAUACCUAAGAAUGCGAAGCUGUGUUUUGUCCUUUACGAGUUAAGCAAAUCAGGAAAAGGCCUAAAAAAUCGUAGACUGAUAAAAGAUUCUAAACAAGAGUACUUUAUAAAUGCAAUGUGGUGGGCUAAUACAGCUAUUUAUGACUUCAAGUCUCAGUUAAAAACAGGUGCAAUGACACUUUACACCUGGACUUAUGCUGAAGAGAUGCAAAAUGAAGAUUUACUUCAUCCACUUGAUAAAUCCGUUCUCUACCCAACACCCGAGAAACUCGUAGAGUAUGCAGCUAAAUUACGCGAGUCUUCUGAAGACCGUAGCCUUGAAUUAGAAGCUAACGAACAGCAAUGGGAACAAUUAAAAUUAUUAGCAGACCGCUAUCCACUCCACGAGCUUCAUGAACAAGAAAAAAAGACAAUGUGGGCUUUGAGAAGACAGUGUCUGACUAAAAUGCCGAAUUUGUUACCCAAAUUGCUGCAGUGUGUCGAGUGGAAUGAUCACAGAGAAGUAGCUGAAGCUACCGCUUUAAUCCAGCAAUGGCCGAAACUCCCGGUGGAGAAAGCUCUUGAGCUUCUGGACUUUGCAUACGCGGACCAAAAUGUCAGGAGUUUCGCUGUUCGCUGUUUGAAAGACCUGAGAGAUGAAGAACUAAAUCUUUAUUUGCUACAAUUAGUUCAAGCGUUAAAGCACGAAAAUUACUUGUCGUGUGAUCUCACUGAAUUCUUGCUAAGGCGAGCGCUGGAUAACCAGAGGAUAGGUCACUAUUUAUUCUGGCAUCUCAGGCCUGAAAUGCACGUAGCGUCGGUAUCAGUGAGAUUUGGAUUAAUACUUGAAGCUUAUUGCCGAGGAGCUCAACAACAUAUGAAACAUUUAAAGAAACAAGUUGAAUUGUUGAAUAAAUUAAAAAAUUUAUCUGAACAAAUAAAGCUAAGAAAAGAUCGUAAAGCUGCGCUGCAAUAUUUGCACGAUUUUUUACAAGAAGAGCAUUGCCAAGAAGCGCUGUCUAAUGUAUUAAAUCCACUGGACCCGCGCUAUCGAUUGCGACGAAUCCGAGCUGAAAAGUGUCGAAUUAUGGACAGUAAAAUGAAACCACUGUGGCUUGUGUUUGAAAAUUCAGACACAUUUGGAGAAGAUAUUUAUGUUAUCAUGAAACACGGAGAUGAUUUGAGACAAGAUAUGUUGACAUUACAGAUGUUUAAAAUAAUGGAUAAAUUAUGGAAGGAAGAAGGCUUAGACUUUCGUAUGAAUUUAUAUAAUUGCAUAUCUACUGAUCAUAAAACUGGGAUGAUUGAAGUUGUCUUGAAUGCUGAAACAAUUGCUAAUAUUCAAAAAGAAAAAAAUAUUUUUUCAGCUACAGCUGCUUUCAAGUGCGGUUCAUUGAUCGCUUGGCUCAAAGAUCACAAUUCAACAAAAUCAGAGCUCGAUAAAGCAAUUGAAGAGUUUACUCUCAGUUGCACGGGCUACAGUGUCGCGACUUAUAUUCUCGGAAUAGCUGACCGCCAUCCGGAUAAUAUUAUGGUGAAGAAAAGUGGACAGUUGUUCCAUGUGGACUUCGGUCAUAUUCUAGGUCACUUCAAAGAAAAAUUUGGAGUCAAGCGUGAGCGUGUACCUUUUGUGCUCACUAAUGACUUUGUUCAUGUUAUUAAUAAGGGACAAGCGAAAAAGAGUCAAGCUCCGGAGUUUCAGAGGUUUCAGGAGUACUGUGAAACGGCUUUCUCGGUAUUAAGGUGUCAUGGCGGGUUGAUUGUUUCACUUUUUGCUAUGAUGAUAUCAACUGGAUUGCCGGAACUCUCUUGCGAGAAAGAUCUUAAUUAUUUAAGAGACACUUUGGUAUUGGAGAUGUCAGAAGAAGAAGCACAAAAUCAUUUCAGGAGUAAGUUCAACGAAGCUCUUGUUAAUUCAUGGAAAACUUCGUUAAAUUGGGCGUCGCAUAAUGUCGCCAAGAACAAUAAAACAAUAUAA